Molecule: messenger RNA, 4174 nt
Organism: Chenopodium quinoa (quinoa)
Lineage: Eukaryota; Viridiplantae; Streptophyta; Magnoliopsida; Caryophyllales; Amaranthaceae
Product: pentatricopeptide repeat-containing protein At4g01990, mitochondrial-like
Exons: 2
Coding region: 166-1692 (508 amino acids)
Cellular component (GO): mitochondrion
Molecular function (GO): protein binding
Source: RefSeq, a predicted model, not a curated record
GAUCGCAUCUUCAAAAGGUUCAAUUUUAAGCAUCUUUAAUUUUAAGGUUGAGGUUCGAUCCCGAGCCGAGACACUUUUUCAUCAUUCUACUCUGUAUGUUAAAAUCAAAAGUCAAAGCCCUUGUAAAACCCCAAUUUGACAAACAAAGAAAAUCACACUCUCAAAAUGAUACAUCACUCGAUACUCCGCAUACUCAAGCUUUCAACCAACAAUAACCGUCUAAUUUCCGGCGCUUCUCAGAUUUUCCGGCAACUGUCAACUUCUCCGCCGGAAAAAUCACCCGCAUUUCGCCGGAAAUUCAAUAAACAUACUCUUUACACUAGAUUAUCAAAUGUGUGGUCCACCGGCGAGAAAAUUUCCGAUGUUUUGGAUAGUAUUUCCAGAAAAAAUUCCCAAAAAUUUAACAAAUUUGAUCUUAUUAAUUGCAUUAAGAAGUUCCGUAAGUUUGGCCGCUACGACCAUUGCCUUGAGAUCCUUGAAUGGAUGGAGAAGGAAAAUUUUGAGCAUGAGUAUGCGUUGCAUUUGAAUAUACUUUGUAAAGUUAAGGGUAUUUGUGAAGCAGAGAAGUACUUUGAUAGUCUUCCUACUGAAGUGAAAAAAGUCUCCAUAUAUGGAGUUCUUUUGAAUUGUUACUGUACUGAAAAGAUGACUGAUAAAGCAUUGGCUCUUUUUGAAAAGAUGGAUGAGAUGAAGUAUACCAAUGAAUUGGCAUUCAGCAAUCUUAUGGGUCUCUUUAUGAAAGUAGACGAGCCAGAGAAAGUGCCUCUUCUUGUAGAGAAAAUGAAGCGGAGAAACAUCCCUUUAAGUCUUAUCUCCUACCAAAUAUGGAUGCAUAGCUAUUCAUGUUUAAAUGAUCUCGAGGGUGUAGAACGAGUUAUGGACGAGGCUCAAAGACAGGAAAAUCUUAAAGAUGAGUGGGAACUAUACUGCAACUUCGCCUCAGCAUAUGUCAAAGCUGGUCAGUAUCAGAAAGCUGUUCCAUCCUUGAAAAAGGCGGAGGAAAUUUUGGGUGAUUCAAACUAUCCUGAUCGUUUUGGCUAUCAUCGUUUGAUUAGCCUGUAUGCUGGUGUUGGUGAUUUAGAGUCUGUCAUUCGGGCAUGGGAUAAGAUGAAGUCAAAAUUUUCAGCUUGUAACAACUUAAGCUACUUUACUAUGCUUCACAUUCUAUCAAAGCUAGACAAUAUUGAGCUUCUGAAAAAGUACUUCCAAGAUUGGAACUUUAAGUAUAAGAGUUAUGAUCUCAGGCUCCCAACUAUUGUUAUAGGUGCUUACUUGAGGCAUGAUAUGCUCGAGGAGGCUGAACUAUUGCUGAAGGAUGUCACAGAUAGAUCUGGAAAUAAAAUAUGGAAAGCCCAUGUCCUUUUCAUGGAUUAUUUCCUGGGGAAACGCCAGAUCGAUUCUGCUUUGAGGCACUUGGAAAAGGCGAUGGCUAACCAAUGGAAGCCACUUGCUGGGAGUCUUGAUCCUUUUAUUGAGUAUUUAAUUGAACAGAAGGAUGUUAACAAUGCUGAACAAUUUUUCCAUUUGCUUAAGAAAGAUCAAUCUCUCCUUUCGACUGCCUACUUGGGAUUGCUUCAGAUCUAUGCAGCUGCAGAAAAAAUAGCCCCUGAAAUGCGUGAGAGGAUGGAGCAAGACGGAGCAAAUUUUGGAACUGAGCAUGAGGAAUUGCUUGAGAAGGUAUGCCCUAAUUGAGUUUAGCUGUGGAGUGUUCUUAAGCUCUUGUAUUUCAGUUCAUGAUCCAAAAUGGCUUUGUGACAUUGUGAAGUUAUAUCUAAUAUGGUUGAAUUUUUCGGUCUCUUUGUAUUCUUUAUAAUCAGGCUGGUAGAUUUCUUAGAUGAUGUAAACUAUGAAUCUAGAUGAUAACUGAUGGGGAUUGAUCUAUGAUGUGUCAUUGAGCGUCAGUUCUCUUUAUAUAUUUCAAGUUUGAAGAAGAAUGUAGACAAGCUCAAACUUGCAAUAGUCUAACAUGCUAUUUUUUUUUUAAAAAAAAAAUAAAAAAAAUAAAAUAAAAUAAAAAAUGUUUCAUUUCAUUGGAUACUGACUAAUUUAUGUAUUCUGGAAGAAUAAUGGUAAUGCAGACACCAUUCUGUGAUCUAAAGCUGAGGUUCAUUCAUGUCUAGAAAUCUUUUGACUGUACAAUUAGUUCCAUAUCCUUCUUGGUUAUACCUGCAUGUGUUGUUGAAUGGUUGGUUAUUAGAAUUCAUGCCAGGUCUUGAUUUGCAGCUCAUGCUUAAUAAGCAUAUUUCUUUGUCUUGUUGAUUUGCUAUCAACAUCUUUCAUUCUAAUCAUUUUCUUCCCCAAAUGUGGUGUUAGCAAGACACAUUAAACACCUUGCAAACUUUUAUGAUAGGCUGUUGAUUUUCUUUGUUUUGAAUUAUUUUGCAUGAAGAGAGGUUUUGUUUAGACAAGGCAUGAGAAUGGAGGUCAUGAACUCUAUUUUUAAGUAUGAAGGUCCUCUCAACUUAUUGCCAGCCCAUCCUCCAAUCCCCUAACCUUGGUUUCUGCACUGGAUACAACUCAGUUGUAUUGUCCCUGAGCCUACAACAUUUUUGUAUUGGCUUCUUUGUAUAAGGAAAAACAUUGGGUGAGAGAGGACAAGAUAACAGGUUGAACUAAGCAAACAUGAAAGAAGAUCCGGGCUUCCCCUAUGUUAGAUACUUGCUUUUGAUUUAUUUUCAAAUUUAGAUUUUUUAUCUUGUGCCUUUUGGUUUGAAAUAACUACUAAACAACAUAGUUGCAAGAGCAGGGCAACAUCUUAUGCAUACAUGUUAAGAUGGUCAUAGUUUAUAGAGAGUAAUGAAUUCCUAAAUGGGAGAAUGCCAGCCAAAAAAGGUGCCUGCACUUUUAAAUAAAAGUGAUAUAAGUUAGAAGUAUCCGUCUUGGCAUCUGUUGCUGACACUGAACAGUCUACUCCUGGGUUUGGAUUUAGAUUUUAUGAUUGUUGAUCAGCAUAUAUUAAGGCUGGGAAAUUUGAAAAUUUUCCAAAUUGAAUGUUCCUGACAUAUGCAUAUCACCGUCUUAUAGUAAUGUAGAGUAUUUCAGUCAGAUAUGAGAUAAGCUAAGAUCAAACCUCAAAGCUCUUCAAGGCCAAUAGUACUUAAAUUACGGCCACCUUGUGCUAUGCUGAGAGUGCUGUCAAAGCUAGAUGAUAUCAAGAAGUCAAGAGUCGGGAAAAGUGUUUCAACUUUCAAGCAGUGGUAGUUGAGGUACAUGAGUUUCAGUGAACUGCUACCAGUUGUGAUUGAUGCUUGCCUGCUUGAAGAGGAUCAAGUUCUGCUUAUAGAGUCUACAGAUAAGGCUUGAUAUGAAAUACUCAAUGUUCAUGCUGUGUUGUAGAUUUAUCAGAUUGACACUCUGCUGUAAGAUUCUUGAAUGUGGCAGAACUCCAAUUUGAUGGAGGCCAGUUGCAGAGGUGCUUCAUCUCGUGUCUCAAAGAAUAGAAAGUACUGAAUCAUAAAGUCCUGAUUCUCGAUUGAAGUGCCUGCUAGAAACUGUUUUAGACCUGUGCUCUGUAACCGAUGUCUAGAAUCUAUCUAUCAGCGGAUGGAAGAAGAUGGUGCAACAAUUGGACGUAACACAAGAAGAUGCUUUGAAAAGUAUGCCAUAAUUGAUUUAGGACUUUAGAGUAAAAUCAUCUCUGACCUCCUGUGAAUUUGGUAUUUGGGUGGAAAAAAACUUUGUAAUCUGCAAUUCAGCAAACAUUUUCCUAGAACUGUGGUUGGCUCAUGGAUACACUGUUAAAACCUCUUAAACCUUUGCUAGCUGCUGUUUCUUAGGUAGCAAUAUUAGCAACUAAACACGAUACUGAAUCACACUAAUGGCAUAUAAUUUCAUUCUGUUCAAGCAUUUCAAACAUAGAACAGCUUCCGAUGUCUGUUCUACUUUCUUACUACAGUGACAACAGGCGAAGCAUCAGUGCAUCAGCCCUUUGAUUUCAAUUGGUCUUGUCCAAUUUAUUUCAUGUAUAUUGUGUACCUGGAUUCUGAAAUUAUUAUUGCAAUUUUUCUUUCCAUGCAUGGAUAGAUUACUUGAUUAAUCUCAUGAUUUUACAUAAAAAGGUAGCUUCAUAUGGAAAUUUUGUGAGGCUUAUACUUCUGUAUUGCGGUGUGAAUAUCCAAUUUAAGGACAUAAAAUUCGUUCUUACGAUGUUUUCAUCUAAAUUUAUUGUCUAAGU